This is a messenger RNA of Adelges cooleyi (spruce gall adelgid), 1665 nucleotides long. RefSeq names its product N-acetylmuramoyl-L-alanine amidase AmiD-like. The transcript is spliced from 2 exons. The record is from RefSeq and is a predicted model, not a curated record. Gene Ontology annotation, cellular component: outer membrane. The coding region runs from base 311 to 1357 and encodes 348 amino acids. Gene Ontology annotation, biological process: peptidoglycan catabolic process; peptidoglycan turnover. Gene Ontology annotation, molecular function: N-acetylmuramoyl-L-alanine amidase activity. Lineage: Eukaryota; Metazoa; Arthropoda; Insecta; Hemiptera; Adelgidae.
AUGACGUUUUUCCUUUUUGUACUGUUCACUUUGUCUCUGUUGUUUGCCACUGCUGCCGUUCGUGGUCCAGUUUUUGGUUUUUUUUUCUUUUCUUUACCAAGUACUUAAUUUAUACAUGGUGUCCAUAUUAUGAAAUAUUUAACGUCGCUUUUUACAAUCACACCGACAAGGUUUUAAAUCUUGAAUAAAAAUCUUGUGCUACCCAAAAGACGUGGCCUUCGUUCGUCGUCUUGCUUGUUGAUCCAAUUCGGUCAAAUCAAUAACUGUCUAUUGGUCGGGCGACAUCCUAAUAAUUGAAAAAAUACCAGCGAUGGAGCCAAACUUCUUGAUCGGUGCAAAUCCAAUGCCACUGUACAAAGCUUUCCCGGGCGAGUUUAAACCGGAUGCCGGCAUCAACGUGACCGGAAGCACUAUUCGCGGAAUCGAGGGAAGUUACACGAUAGAUCCGUUUCCGGUGGCACAGACGAAACGCAACCAUUACGAUAGCCGGCACGGGGCGAAAAUAAAGUAUCUCAUCAUGCAUUACACGGUGAUUAAUUUCGCGUUGACGGUGCAGACGUUCACGGCUAACGCGGACACUCGUCGGGUCAGCGCGCAUUUCGUCGUCGCCCAAAACGAAGCACACGUAGCAGCCGGUAAGUUACUGCAAGUCGUGCCCGAGGACAUGAGGGCGUGGCACGCGGGCCUGAGCGCUUGGCAAGCCGACGAGGACUUGAACCCGGUGUCGUUGGCGGUUGAACAUGUUAACCAGGGCUUUCGAGAAACGACGGGCGCCCAAAGACAAUAUUACCCCUACGACCAAAAUCAAAUUCGCAGCUCUGGCGUGCUGAGCAACAGCAUUGUCAGACAGUACAAUAUUUUACCCCGGCACGUGCUGGGCCACGAAGACAUCGCGCCGGGGCGCAAGUACGAUCCGGGUCCAUACUUUCCGUGGGCUGUGUUCUAUCAUAAUUACAGCGUGGGCGCGUGGUUGGACCAAGAAGAAAUGGACAAAGAUGCGAUUAUCCGGAAAUACCGUCCGCAGCGACCUUACCCUCUGCAGCCCGACCGCGACGUCUUACUGGACAUGUUGACCUCUUAUGGAUAUUCCCUGCGAGGAACCACUCCUUCCGGUGUCAUCAGAGCUUUUAAAACGCAUUUCUCCGCUAACCAACGCCCUGACAUGUGUGACGACAACGUCAGAGAAGAAGACAUGUUUUGGGCUUGGGCCUUGGAAGCAAAAUAUAGUAACAUCACUCCUUCCAAGACAACGCCUAGCCCUCCCUCCCACAUUCCUAAUUUUGCCCAAAAAGCCCCACAUAAAAUGUGGUUUUUAAUUUUAGCUAUACAAGCUAUUAUACGAAUUUCGAAUUUGUAAUUCAAGUGUAACUCGGUUUUAAAACGUGCAAGUUACUCUUCAGCCCUCUACAACGUUAUCAAAAUCUACCUUAGCACUCCCCCCCCCCUCCUAUCCUGUUUUGCCCAAGUAGACCCUGUCCAAUUUUAAGACAUAGAUGUAUGUCCGUAAGGUGAAAUUACUAAUGAUCGACUUAAAUUUAAAAUUUAAAUCAAGCUGAUUUUUGUAAUUUAUUAUUAUUAAGGUAAAAAUGAUUAUUAAACUAAUAAUUUUAGUUGAAACAACGAUUGUCCAAGGUAUUUUAUUUAAAAUAAAUUAUGGUUGGUUUA